UCCCAUUUUUUUUUUCCCCUUCCUUUCCUUCCUUCCUUCCUUCGCCUUCCGCUUUCGAUUCUUGGGGCAGCUAAUCCUCCCAGAUUGCGCGAAAACUCUCCCCCUCCUUUUCUUCCUUGUCGAUCGAAGUCGGAGGUCUUCUUCCCCCACCGUCGUUUCGCGAUCUCUGGAACUGCCGGCAGUUUUUGCUUUCCAGAGGAUAGAUAAUCAGGCCUGGCUCUGGAUAGCUACUUAGACUCCGUUCACCAAGGGGCUGCACCCCCUAUGGUCCCAUCACGUGCAACUGGAGGCUUGACCCAGUCUUCCUCGAGUUCAGGAAUCUAUUACCAGGGGGAUGGACAGUCCCAUACUGUAGUUAAUUCUCACUUGAGCUCUUCAUUCGGUAACUCCUCUAAUUCGGUACCUGGAACUGGGCGCCCUAGUCUAGGAACGGUUUCAGGGGACAUGAACAAUGUAGUUUUGAAUAGCGUGGCAAACUCAGGACCAAGUGUUGGGGCGAGCUCUUUGGUUACGGAUGCUAAUUCUGCACUCUCAGGAGGGCCACAUUUGCAGAGAAGUGCAAGUAUCAAUACGGAUUCUUAUAUGCGUUUGCCAGCAUCACCAAUGUCUUUUUCUUCGAAUAACAUCAGUAUGUCGGCUUCAUCAGUUAUGGAUGCAUCCUCUGUAGCUCAGCAGAACUCUCAUCAAGAACAGACACCCCCAGUUCAACAGAAUCAACAACAGCAACAAGGGGCUUCUACUGCUACGUCAUUACCUGCAUCACAAACUGGGCAAGUGUUGCUGCCCAUGGGUGCAAGAAUGCCUGGCUCUUUCAUGCAGGACCCGAAUAACCUAUCUCAGGUGCAGAAGAAACCACGGGUGGACAUUAAGCAAGAAGACAUAAUCCAGCAGCAUGUCUUACAGCAACUGUUGCAGAGACAGGAUGCCAUGCAGUUACAAGGGCGUAAUCCUCAGUUGCAAGCAUUACUGCUGCAGCAAAGACGACAACAACAGCAACAAUUUCUUCAAUCAAUGCCACAUAUGCAGAGGGCCCAUUUGCAGCAGCAACAGCAGCAGCAGCAGCAGCAACUUCAGUUGAGGCAGCAGCUGCAGCAACAGGGCAUUCAAUCAAUCAAUGCCUUUAAGCGCCCCUAUGAUAGCGGUGUAUGUGCUCGUCGGUUGAUGCAAUAUCUUUAUCAUCAGCGACAACAGACUCCGGUAAAUGCUAUUGCCUAUUGGAGGAAGUUUGUGGCAGAAUAUUAUUCACCUCGAGCAAAGAAAAGGUGGUGCUUGUCAUUAUACGACAAUGUUGGACAACAUGCACUUGGUGUUUUUCCUCAGGCCGCUAUGGAUGCAUGGCACUGCGACAUUUGUGGUUCCAAGUCUGGAAGGGGAUUUGAGGCCACUUUUGAAGUACUACCUAGGCUUAAUGAAAUCAAAUUUGGCAGUGGUGUCCUUGAUGAACUUCUUUUUCUGGACAUGCCUAAAGAAGUCAGGUUUCCCUCAGGGAUAAUGGUGUUAGAGUAUGGAAAAGCUGUUCAGGAGAGUGUGUACGAGCAACUUCGUGUUGUUCGUGAGGGUCAGCUUCGUAUCACAUUUGCUAAUGAUCUCAAGAUACUGUCGUGGGAAUUCUGUGCCCGUCGUCAUGAAGAACUUCUUCCUCGGCGCUUGGUUGCCCCACAGGUAAACCAGUUGGUCCAGGUUGCGCAAAAGUGUCAGAGCACAAUUGCUGAGAGUGGAGCUGAUGGGGUGUCCCAACAGGAUCUACAAACAAACAGUAACAUGGUCCUGACAGCUGGACGUCAGCUUGCCAAGAGUCUGGAGUUGCAGUCACUCAAUGACCUGGGAUUUUCCAAAAGAUAUGUGAGGUGUUUGCAGAUCUCUGAGGUUGUCAACAGCAUGAAGGAUCUCAUAGAUUUCUGUCGGGAGAGCAAAGUUGGCCCUGUUGAGGGUUUGAAAAGUUUCACUCAACAGGCCUCAGCUGCAAAACUCCAGAUGCAGAAAAUGCAAGAGAUGCAGCAGAUAGCAAAUGUUCAGGGUCUGCCAACUGAUCGCAAUACACUCAAUAAGUUGAUGGCCUUACAUCCUGGUAUUAACAAUCACAUGGGUAAUAACCAGCACAUGGUCAAUCGCGGAGCCUUAAGCGGUUCUGCGCAAGCUGCCUUAGCUCUGACUAGUUACCAGAACAUGCUUAUGCGGCAGAACUCCAUGAAUACAAGCUCCAACUCCCUUCAACAAGAGGCAUCUUCUUGCAACCAUUCCAACCAGAACCCACCUUCUACGUAUCAAGGGCCUGCUGUUUUAUCUGGAUCCAUGCAGAAAUUACCUGUCAGCAGCUAUUCAAGCCCUCAUCUCACUCCGCAGCAAACCCAGCAGUUGCAGCAGCGCUCGGGGAGCACCAACAGUUUACUCUCCCCAAACCAUCCUCAGUCGUCCCAAGGCAACCAAGCUUUGGAGCAACAGAUGAUUCAGCAGCUGUUCCAGGAGAUGUCUAACAACAGUUCUGGUCAGAAUACAAAUGGAAAUGUGGCAAAAAAUGGCAUGGGAUAUGGGAGUAAUAAUGCAGCACCACAAGCAUCUGCAUCUAAUGUGUCAGGUGGUGCUGCAGGGCCGGCGCCUAGUAGGAGCAACAGCUUCAAAGCCGCUUCGAACAGUGAGGCCUCUGCGGCUGGUGGCAAUGAUGGUUUCAGCCAGAAAGGGCCUGAUUUGCCUCAGGGUCUCCAUUUACAAGAUGAUAUGGUUCAGGAUAUAGCCCAAGAGUUCACAGAUGGCGGGUUUUUCAACAGCGAUCUUGAUGAUACGAUGGGCUUUGGAUGGAAGGCAUAAGCGAGAGACUAACGUGAUACAAGGUGCAAUCUCCAUUGGCAAAGUGUGUACCCUUUUGUACAGGAUAUUGAAAUAGGUGCUCCUCAUCUUAAUUCUUUUUUUUUUGGCAUCUCUUCUUAUUUAACUUUAUUAAUUGUGGAAUUUGCUGUGACUUGACAAACUUGUUGCAGUAGGUAUUUAGCAAUCUUUUCAGAAGGGUUUCUUGUUUUCAAGUGAUGCAAGUGUAAUCUAGUGAACACAAUCUUGAGAAAGAACUGCUUUGUUUUCGUUCCAA
Messenger RNA from Syzygium oleosum, 3079 nucleotides. Its product is annotated as probable transcriptional regulator SLK2. The record is from RefSeq and is a predicted model, not a curated record. Gene Ontology annotation, cellular component: transcription regulator complex; nucleus. The transcript is spliced from 11 exons. Gene Ontology annotation, biological process: negative regulation of transcription by RNA polymerase II; positive regulation of transcription by RNA polymerase II. Lineage: Eukaryota; Viridiplantae; Streptophyta; Magnoliopsida; Myrtales; Myrtaceae. Bases 265 to 2805 code for a protein of 846 amino acids.